AUGGCAUCCAGUUUGCCAUCCAUAAUUAGCUCUCCAGUUACCACAGAAGAAGGCAGGCUUCGAAAAUCAUGGUCGAGUAAAGGUUUAACGGGGAAGGCUGGACUACGAAGAACUUAUUCUGACAACAAUCUAUGUUGUCGUGUCAGUCGUAUUCAGGCUUCAAAGGUUGAGCCAAAGUUAAAGAGCAGUAGUAGUUCAACUGGCUUCUUCAAUAUCCAAUUAUCAAGUACCAUGAUCCCCGAUUCACUAAAGUCAUUUUUAUUUGAUCUAGAGUCGAGUAAAGAGAUUAAUAUCGAGAAGAAAUUGGCUGAGAGUGAACAUGAAGAUGAGAUAGAUGUUGAGGAGGUCAAGAAACGAGCAAAUUGGAUUGCAAGACUUAUGGAAAUCCGGAAUAAUUGGAAAGAGAGACAACAAAAGGAAGAUGUUAAUGUUGCUGGGGAAAACAAUGAAGAUUGUGAUGAAGAUGGAGGAUGUGAAGUUGACUAUGAUGAUGAUGAUGCAAAAGGAAAUGUAAUUAAUAUUGACAGUGAAAUAUUUACUUCAUUGUUGGGACAUGUAUCCUGGCCGGAUGCUAAGCAUUUCUCAAAAUUGUCCUUCCUAUGUAACAUGGCCUAUGUAAUCCCAGAUAUCAAGACCAGGGAUCUAAGCAGAUAUUAUGGCCUAGAAUUGGUUACAUCUUCGCUAGAGAAAAAGGCAGAAGCAGAAGUUAUGAAAGUCAAACCUGAGCAGGAUUCCACUAGUGUGCGUGUAGCAAUGCCAGCAGUUAUGGAUUCUAUUUCAGCAAAAACGGAGGAUUUUGAGCGAAAAUGCCAACUUCGGUCAUCUGCUGCCUAUGAAAUUGCUGCAUCAGCAGCUUUUUAUGUCCAAUCCCAAACUAAGGAUAUUGAAGAUGUUCACCAAGAAGAAGAGGAGGAGGAGAGCUCUUCCUCUCGAGUUUACAAGUCAGAAUUGGCUGCAUCUGUAGCAGCAUCAACGAUGACAGCAGUAAUUGCAGCAGACGAGAAGCAAAAACAGGAGGCUGCAAAGGACCUUCAGUCACUUCAUUCCUCACCAUGUGAAUGGUUUGUUUGUGAUGAUUCAAGCAUAUACACUCGCUGUUUUGUUAUCCAGGGUUCAGACUCGGUAGAAUCAUGGCAAGCAAAUCUCUUUUUCGAGCCUACCAAAUUUGAAGAAACAGACGUGCUCGUUCAUAGAGGAAUUUAUGAAGCUGCAAAAGGGAUAUAUGAGCAAUUCAUGCCAGAAAUAAUGCGACAUCUGAACAGAUUUGGCGAUCGAGCCAAACUUCAAUUUACUGGCCAUUCUCUAGGGGGCAGUCUUGCUCUUCUAGUCAACUUAAUGCUACUAAAAAGGAAGGUAAUCAAGCCAUCUGCUCUUCUUCCAGUGGUCACUUUCGGAUCGCCGUUUGUCUUCUGUGGUGGCCAAAAAAUCCUCGAUGAGUUGGGGUUGGAUGAGAACCAUAUUCAUUGUGUGAUGAUGCAUAGAGAUAUCGUCCCAAGAGCAUUCUCCUGCAACUACCCCAACUACAUCGCCCAACUCCUCAAUCGUUUGAGCAGAACCUUUCGGGCCCACACUUGUCUAAAUAAGAAUAAAUUAUUAUACUCUCCCAUGGGGAAAAUUUUUAUCCUCCAGCCUGAUGAGAAGUCAUCUCCACCUCAUCCUUUACUUCCUUCCGGCAGUGCCCUAUAUUCAUUGGAUUCUACCAAAUGUUCCCUUGCAAAGAGUGCUUUUAGAGCCUUCUUAAAUUCUCCCCAUCCCCUCGAAACUCUAAGUAACCCCACAGCAUAUGGUUCUGAGGGUACAAUCAUUAGGGACCACGAUUCGAGCAACUACCUGAAGGCGAUGAAUGAAGUUAUAAGACAACACACAAGGCAGGUCGACAGGAAAGUAAGUAAACAGACAAACCAAUUGUGGCCCCUGUUAACAUCCCAAUCACCACAUAUGUGGAGCCACAAAAGCAAUAUUGGAGACAUGACGGUGACAGAGGAAAUAUUUUCUGGUGUCUAA
Messenger RNA from Fraxinus pennsylvanica, 2004 nucleotides. The record is from the annotation of a GenBank genome assembly. Lineage: Eukaryota; Viridiplantae; Streptophyta; Magnoliopsida; Lamiales; Oleaceae.